AUGUCUCCUAGGGGGAACGGUGGAGGACGAAGUCGUGGACGCAGCCGCGGUUCGUCACCGUUCAGAGGGCGGCCUGGAGGACAAGGGCAAUACCCUUACAGGGGCAGAGGCGGAAGGGGAGGGCAGCCUGUGUACAGAAAUCUGGAUGUGAUCGAUGUGGAUAUACAGCAGUACUCAGACGAUAUUCCUACAUCUGGCACAAUCUCGCCUGCACCCAGCUUUCGAGGUCGCGGUCGUGGAAACUACAAUGGACGCGGCCGUGGACGUGGGUAUCGAGGCGGUACAAGCACUCCAUUGAAUUUGAAGGUUUACGCGGGUGGGUACCGCACGCCGCCGCCACCGCGACGUGAAGAUUGGUCUGGGACUGUUACACCUACCGGCCGUGGCGCUGGUAGGGGGCCAUCGCGAGGCCUCGGCGCAAGGUAUAAUCCAAACUUGCCACUCUCUAAACUGCUAGCAUUAGAUCGACCGUAUCUAAGACCAAUCAACUUUGUACCUGCGCAGCUGACUCCAGUGCUCUUUCAACACGAGGAGGAAUUAAUUGAAGUUCAUGAGUUUCAUGAACCCGAGGACCAUGUACCUACUGCUCAGCAAGUCACGCGAGUGUUCAGUCACAAAGAACAGCCGCCUCAACAAGAUGCGUUCUUCCAGAACACAGAAGUUGAUCUGUUUGCUGAAGUGGAUGAGGCACCUAUUAUGACUGUGGACUUCAAUUCUCUUGGAAAACUUAUGGAUGACGUCUCGGCUUCUCAAGAAACACCCGUUCUUCAGGCUCAAUCCGCUAUCCCAGCUGAAUCGCCAGCUGUGGGAUUUGGACAAGGCGAAAGUAUAUUUGACUCCAUAAAGGAAGCCCUAUCUAUCAAGCCGGGAGACACUAUGGACAUGCAUUCCUACGACGUGCAAACCUUUGAAGCAGAUGAAACCGGAGUGGAUCCAUCCUCUCAGAUUACAGAGGGUCUAUCAGUUUCUGCAACUGAGGAUACUAUCAUAAGAAUCGAGGACACGGUAGAGGAGGAAGCAGUGCAAAGUCCCAAACAACCCUUGUUCGUCGUGGAUGCAAACCCGUCAGGCCCUUCGCAAUCUCAGGGAAAGAUAGUUUAUACGCCAUCUUCAAGUCGUUCACAGCCUCUCGGAAGUCAGCUUCCCGAAGAUGACGAGAUUAUUGUCUACGAUGCACCCCACCCACGUUCCGGACCAGCAACUCCUAGCGUCACCACGACCGCGGAAGUUCUGAGGAAUACGAAAGACUCGAAAAGGAUGCCAGCGCAGCGCCAUACGGAUUCGUCCAAUGCUCGGGAUAUACGUGGCCCACAACCGUCAUCGUCCGCAGAUCCUCAGUCAUCGAAGAAAGCAGCAUCGUCGAGCAUGCCAUUCGCGGGCAUGUCGUUCUCCUUUGACGCUCUCUCCAAAGCCGCGGAGAUCAACCGACAACAGUCAGCCUCACCUCGUGCACGCCGUCUCACGAAGCGUGAUCGUCAAACACGAGUUGUACUGCGAAAUGGAAAGAAUGGAAAGAAGAAGCGCACUUCAUUCACGAGUUUUGGAGCUAUGCUUGAGGAAAUGCACCUUCAUGAAGAUGAGUUUGGUGGGAGUAGUAAGCGAGGAAGACGAGAAGGCUCAGAUAUUGACUGGGGAAGUGGUCAUUCUGGUUCUGAAGCACCUGGACGUGCCGUACGUGAUGAUCCUGAGAUCGAUCGUGUCUCAAGUGGGCUUGAAGGUAUGGAUAUCGAUGGCGACCUUGACAUGAAAGCCAUGCAGAGCUUUGUCGGGAGCAUGAGCAAAACAGGGAUGGAAUAUACGACUAUUGACGACAUCGAGGACGCAGAAAAGUUGCGACUCGAGGAUGAAGAGGACGAAGACUCGUCUAGUGGAAGUGAAGAACAGGAUAGUGAAAUUGAAGCAAUUCUCCGAGCUGAAGAGGAAGGGCUUGUGGGUGAUGAGGAUAAUAUGGAAGACUUUGAUUCAGAAUCUGACGAAGACGACGAAGACGACGAUUCGUCUGAUGAUGAUGAAUCGGCCAUGCAGAGAUUCCAAACACGCUUGUCGAAAGCAAGGCAAAGCGCUAAAGCCAAAGGGAAGAUGAAGGAAACUGCCUUUUCUGCAGCUGAAGGCUCUUCGAGUGGUCUCUUUGGCGCACGUAUGUCGAAAUUGCGAGAUCGAAACAAGCCUCAGACUGAGGAGGAUGAGGAGGACGAAGAUGAGGACGAAGACUUUGACGAGAAUUUCACUUGGGCUGAGGCGGAUGAUGAUUAUAUCAAUGAUAUUCAGGACUUGUUAGAUGACAAUGAUGAUAUCCUCCACUCCGAUAGGAAACAACGAAAAGCUUUGUUCAAGUCAGUUCUCAAUGGCGACUUCAGCGUCGCUCCCGCAAAGAAGAAACGUGACUAUGGUAAAGACCUCCCACCCGAGCUCCGCGUCCUCUGGGAGAAAGACCGCGCCAAGAAAGCAGAGAACAAACGUAAACGCGCAGCAGCGCGUCUCGAAGCCGCCAUGGAUCCCUUCGCAAAACACAAAGGCGGCAAGAAAGGCAGGAAAGCUCUACUCAAAGCAAGUCGACUCGCUGCAGAGGCACGAGACGAGACUCCGUCAAAUGCAAGCCCGGAUAUUACCGUCAUCGUACAACAAAUACGGAGCUAUAUUGAUAAUAUCAGCCUUACGAGUCCAAUGGCGUUGCCACCGAUGGAUAGGGAGUCGAGAGCGAUGAUACAUGAGAUUGCGGCUGCUUUUGGGUUGAAGAGUCAGAGUAAAGGGAAGGGCGAAACGCGAUAUACGACGCUCAUCAAGACUUCGCGGUCUGGUGUCGGUGUCAAAGAACGUAAGAUUGAGCGUAUCCUGCGUAGUGGCGGUAACUGGGGCUUCACGCGACCAGGCAACCCCGGUGGUGGUAACGGAGGUAAGAGGGGCGGCGCACCGAAACACAAAGAGGGCGAUGAAGUUGGGAAGGCGGCGCCAAGGAUUGGUGAGAAUAACGUUGGUUUCCGAAUGUUGGCUGGUAUGGGUUGGUCGGAGGGAGAGAAGAUUGGAAUAUCUGGUGGUCUUGAUGCACCGAUUACAGCUAUAAUCAAGCACUCGAAGCUUGGUUUAGGUGCGACACGUUGAUAGAUGAUCGUUGUGUGAUUUUGAAAGAAAG
Molecule: messenger RNA, 3130 nt
Organism: Fomitiporia mediterranea MF3/22
Lineage: Eukaryota; Fungi; Basidiomycota; Agaricomycetes; Hymenochaetales; Hymenochaetaceae
Exons: 5
Coding region: 1-3099 (1032 amino acids)
Molecular function (GO): nucleic acid binding
Source: RefSeq, a predicted model, not a curated record